AUGAAAAUAUUAAUUACUCUUAUAGUGACAUAAUCUAUAUCAACUAUCAUAGGUUUUGUAGAAUUUAAAGAACCAUAAGAAGUGAUAGCGUUGGCUUUAGAACUUUUUGGAAUAGCUAUACUAUUACUUUUAAGGAGGAUGAAUUAUUCAGAUUUAAUUCAGAGAUUACUGCUUUUAUGCUUGGCAACGAUAAUCUUUUUAUUGAUGCCAAAUUCUCAGUUUAAAUAUUUUACAGGGACCUAUCAUAUAGUGAUGCGAAUAUAACUUUAAAAAAAAUUAAGUAGGGGUUUACUACUAGAAUGGUUGGGUAACAAACUGAAUAAAUAAUAUUAGUCUUACUUCUCGUCAUAUUAAUAUUUGGGACAUCUCCUUAGAUUCAUGAAAUUUUUCGAAGUGUUUUUGCAGGGAUAGCAAUAAUGUUGAUGGAAUUGUUUUUAUACCAAGAUUAACUUCUAAACGAAGCGAAUAAACCAUAAAUAAUGAUGCAAUCUAAAAUAAACUAUACUAUAGUAAAUAAUGACGGAUCCAAUCCAAGGAACAUUGGAGAUCGAAUUGUGGAUCCAAAAGUUACUUCUUUAUUUUUGGAUGACUAAUAUAAUGUUUAAGAAUUUUCAAAAUAAAGUGUCAUUUACUAAUUAAUAGAAGGUGAUGUGUAAGAUCUACUUUAGGGUUUACACAUAAAUAAGAUUGACUCAAAAUCUAAAUAGUUAUUACCUUCAAAAUGCAAUUAAAUUUCGUUAAAAUAUUUUUUAGACUAAGUUAAAAAUAAUGCCAUCCCAAUGGUUAUAUAAAUUAUUGAUUACACAUAUCCAAAAAUAGAUAAUCAUAUAAUUAAAAUCAUUUAUUAAAAUGAUUUUGAAAUACAAUUUUAUGACAUUGAAGAAAGAGAUAAAUAUUAAAAAAGAAGUUAUAUUUAUGCAAUUUUAAAAUAAUUAUUUAAUACUAUGUCACAUGAGUUUGGAACAUCUUUAAAUUAUUUACUUGCUUUAUCCUAAGUAGCAAUAGAUAAAUAUAAUGAUUAAGAAUUAUAAUCUUACUUUUAACCUAUUAAAGCUACCGGAAUGAUUAUGUACCAUUUCGUGUUAGACAUGAUUGAUUUUAAUGCUUUUUUGGGAAAGAAGCUAGAAUUAUAAUUUGAAAAAUUAGAUGUAAGAUAUAUCUGAUAAUAUUAAAGAUUAUUGAAGUUCUUGAUGAAGUAAAAAGUAUUUUUUCUCAUUCUUUAUAAUAAAAAGGAUUAACUAUUAACUAUGAUGUUUUUUUAAAUGAAAAAACUAUCUUCACAGAUAGAAGAAGACUAAAAUAAAUCUUAAUAACCUUAAUUUCUAAUGCUCAAAAGUUUACUUUCAAAGGUGGUAUUAAAUUGUUAGUCAAAUCAACUGAAUAAAAUAAAUAUAUCCAAUUUGAAAUUGUUGACACAGGCGUUGGGCUCACAACUACUGAACUUGAAACAUUAACAGAUAUACUCAAAACUGACUAUAAAAAUGAAUAAAAGAUAUCAAAAAAUACAGCUGGGUUUGGAUUAGGAAGUUAUUUAUGUAAUAAAAUUGCGAUGAGCCUUGCCAAUCUAAAGUACGAAGAAGGUGGAGGAAUUAAGUAUUCAAACAAUCAAGAAGAAAAAGGUACUAAAGUAACAUUCAAGAUAAUUAAUGAACAACUAAAUAUCAAUUAUACUUUAGUGGCUUCAUAAGAUAAUUCAAGUGGUAUUUUAAAAAUAGGUAAAAAUGUAAUUGUCGAUUUAAAACAAUCAUAAAUUGAAUUAAGUUUAAGUGGAUUGAAGAAACCAUUAACAAAAAGAUUUAGUACUGUCAUGGUACCAAAAGUUAAAAGCUUUCAUGAAGAUUUAAAUAGAGAUCAUUCAUAUUUUAAAUAACCUACAAAAGAUUGUUUUUAAGGAAUGUAAAUGUAGUACACAAAAAUAGAUUCAGAUAGUGUAAAUGAAGAAACUAAUGAAGAAGAUUACUAAAAAAGAUUAUAAAUUUAAAAUGUGAAAUUUAAUUAUGGUCCUAGUGAUAUAAUUCGUGAAUUAAGAUAACAAUCAGUUGGAGUAAGUGAACCUUAUGUUCUUGAUUGCAAGUGUAAGACCAUCCUCAUUGUUGAUGAUGAAAUGAUUAAUAUUUUGGGAUUGGAAUUAAUGUUGAAAUCCUUGAAUUUAGAAGCCGAUCAUGCAUUUAAUGGCUUAGAAGCAAUUAAAAAAUUAGAAUAAGGUAUUAUAAAUUUAUAUUACAUAGCUCAUUGUUUAUAUAGUAUAAUUUUUAUGGAUAUCAAUAUGCCAAUAAUGGAUGGUUAUGUGACAACAAAAGCCAUUUUAAAUAAAUAUAAAGCUGGUUCACCUAAAAUAAUUGCUUGUACUGCAUUUACUGAUAGUCAAACAAGAUAAGGAUGUUAUGAAGUUGGCAUGUCUCAUUUUAUUAAUAAGCCUGUAAAUAAAAUAGAUCUAUAAAAAUUGCUAUGCUAUUUAAUAAAUUGA
This is a messenger RNA of Paramecium pentaurelia, 2467 nucleotides long. NCBI's taxonomy places the organism in Eukaryota, Ciliophora, Oligohymenophorea, Peniculida, Parameciidae. The record is from the annotation of a GenBank genome assembly.